AUGGCCAAAAAAGGAAACAAGCACAGAAAAAAGAACCUCGUUCGAGUGGCAAAGCCUGUUGCUGAAGUAGUUUGUGAGACUCUUGAGUGCCCUGCUGCCGAGAACUGGGAGACUACCCCUCCCUGUGACGAGACUGGGGAUGCGGAGCCUAUCGCUGAAACAGUCUAUGACGCCGUUGCGUGUCCUGCUGCCGAGAACUGGGAGACUACCCCUCCCUGUGACGAGACUGGGGGUGCGGAGCCUGUCUCUGAAACUGUCGGUAAGCAUGCUGUAACCGCAGGUUAUGACAGUUAUAACGUGUCAACUCCGGGUAUCCAUGAAUAUGACCAACCUGAGACCAGCCCAUAUGGAGAUCUACCAAUAGUAAUUUCUAUCGGCCGGGGAACCCAGUAUUUUGUCCCCAGGGACAUAGCUGGUCAAAUUCUAUCUCUUCAAGAUCAUUGGGACAAGAACGAUAGUCGGAUAGCGAGGUUUCCUGAGGUUGAUGACGACAUUGGGCAUACCUUCAUCCAUUACCUAUAUACAGGUGAUUACCAAACCUUGAAGCCAGCGUCAACGAGCAAUAUGCCUUGGCGCGCAAUCGAAUACAGACGAAGUGUCCUUGCAUAUUCUGCUGGUACACGUUGUGGUGUUGAUGGACUAGUCCAUCAUGGAAGAAAAUACAUGCAGAUAUUUGAUAAGGAUGUUUCCCUGUUUGACAUGAUAGAUCUGGGACGCGAAUGUUUUCCAAGAAUUGAUGAGGACCGGUGGUAUUCCGAGUACCUCACCAACAGAAUUAUGACUAGCUUCGAGUCUGAAGAGGGGAUUUUUCAGCAAGAGGAGUUCUAUUAA
Messenger RNA from Aspergillus luchuensis, 831 nucleotides. RefSeq lists its product as uncharacterized. NCBI's taxonomy places the organism in Eukaryota, Fungi, Ascomycota, Eurotiomycetes, Eurotiales, Aspergillaceae. The record is from RefSeq and is a predicted model, not a curated record. Bases 1 to 831 code for a protein of 276 amino acids. The transcript has 2 exons.